AUUCCGGUGACGGUGUAGGACUAUGGGAUGUCAGACGACCCAUACAUUACGUUUCUUACUUGUUUUUCUACAUAAUACCAGGAAGGUUUAUUGAUGCUAUGCCAACUAUAUUCCUGGCUACAUUGUACGAGUACUCUCCUUUGGUUUAUGUCUUUGUGGUGGUUGUGUGCUUCUUAGUCACUACUGGUCUAGUGUCAGGAUGGUUUGGUAGAGAAGUUCCUGUUAUACUGAGGAACACAGAAGAAACAGUUUCUAUAAAUUAUGUUGCCAAGAAACAGAUGAAACAAGUGAAGAAUCCUUUUGGAUUAGACAUUUUUAAUCCAGAUGCAGCUUCAGUAUCCACUGGGGUUACGCUGAUGCCGAACUGUCUUGAGAACUGUGUGCUAACCUGUUACUGGGGGUGCAGCGUGCAGAAGCUGCAGGAAGCGUUACAGAAGCACGUCUACUGUUUUCCUAUCAAGAGCCCUGGAGCUUUAGAAGAUGCUUUGUAUGAUGAAUAUCUUCAUAAGGAGCAAUAUGUUGCUCAGAAACAGAGCAGAGAGGGAAUCUACAUUCAGUUGCCAGAAGACAACAAGAUUGAAAAUUUUGGUCCAGUGCCCCGAACUCGCUAUCCACUUGUUGCCCUGUUAACAUUAUCUGAUGAAGAAGACAGGGAGUUGUACGACAUCGUGUCCAUGAUCACUGUGGUUCACAUUCCUGAUAACAGUUACCGGCUUCCCUGCAGAAUAAUGUACCAGUAUCUAAUGACCGCGCAAAGGCAGUUUUAUGACCUGAAGCAACUCUUCAUGUCUGCAAAUCACAGCCUAUCGGGAUCCACAAAUGAAUCUUCUACCCAAGAUGGAACUAUUGACAAAAAGUUGCUGGAGAGAUUGGGAUAUUCAGAAGAGGAAUUACAGGAGGACUCUGGUAAAGACUGUGUUGUAUGCCAGAAUGACACAGUGAACUGGGUGAUUCUGCCUUGUCGACAUGUUUGUUUGUGCAAUGGUUGUUUAAAGUAUUUUCAGCACUGCCCAAUAUGCAGACAGUUUAUACAGGAAUCUUUCCAGUUGCGUAGCAACCAUCAGACUACCGGCCAGGAAAAUAUGCUUGAUUCAGUGGAGUCAUGAUCUCGCUCAUGGUUUUAGUAAAGGCUACCAUGGAACAUC
This is a messenger RNA of Bombina bombina (fire-bellied toad), 1145 nucleotides long. RefSeq names its product cell growth regulator with ring finger domain 1 (gene CGRRF1). The record is from RefSeq and is a predicted model, not a curated record. Gene Ontology annotation, biological process: negative regulation of cell growth. The transcript is spliced from 6 exons. NCBI's taxonomy places the organism in Eukaryota, Metazoa, Chordata, Amphibia, Anura, Bombinatoridae. Bases 99 to 1106 code for a protein of 335 amino acids.